Messenger RNA from Aureobasidium melanogenum CBS 110374, 1383 nucleotides. RefSeq lists its product as uncharacterized. The transcript is spliced from 6 exons. Bases 1 to 1383 code for a protein of 460 amino acids. Gene Ontology annotation, molecular function: protein binding. The record is from RefSeq and is a predicted model, not a curated record. NCBI's taxonomy places the organism in Eukaryota, Fungi, Ascomycota, Dothideomycetes, Dothideales, Saccotheciaceae.
AUGACCUGUCUUCUGGACCUUUCGCACGAGCUUCUUCAGGGCAUCCUGGGUGAGGUUGACGGACACGACCUUGCGGCAUUAAGUGCGACAUGCCGUGCCUUCAACUCUUUCGUAAAUGGCAAUAGAAUACUUUGCAGGAGUGUCUACCUUCGCUCAUGGGACCACCCAGUAGAAGCCGAACCUUGUUGGGAGUCGUCGGUACGCAACCUAGUUGCGCUGCAGAAGCUACUUGAGAGUGACAACCUCGAAACAAAGCGCGAGGCAUUUGCUUGGGCAGCUCCUCUUAUCGCACCACUCUUGACCGUCAAGAACAACACCAAAAAUGCUCAAUUUCUUGCCGAUCUCUUCAAGUCGCAGAACAACAUCGACGCCUUUCUCGCUGCAUCCUCCCUCUUCGAACAUGCUGGAAACCUGACACAGCAACCAGCAGCCACACCAGAGCUAUGCCAGCUUGCCGCAAAGCUGCACUGUCUUUAUGGUGUCCCCAUCGACUGCCAGAUCCCACCAAUGCUUACCCCAACCAACAACUAUGCUCGCGCUAUAGUCUACGAUCUCCGACGAUACACAGAAGAAACUAUGUGGGGUCCUUUCAAGAGUGACGGAAGUCAGGAAGUCGACUGGGAAAAAGUUGAGGCGAUAAUGGUCGUCUUAGGAUACAACAUGCGGCUCUUCAACAGAAGAGCACCACACGUCUUCGAGCCAGUAUGGGACAAGCCAUUCGACGGCGCCUCUCCCUAUUCUUACAUCUCUGCUCAGCCGAAGGGACUAGUACGGGAGUUGAGUCCGCCUGGUGAUCUUGAUAUGCAGGAUCCAUACGGCAUUACUGGAGAGUGGAUGCGCGUCGUCUGCUUCCUAGAUUACCACGACCUGUUCGCCUUUAACUUCCUGCACAGCGUACCUGAUGAUCAGCCCCGGGACCCCAUCAAUACUCGAGAAGCCAUCAGAAUUAUCCGCCUCAAACUUCGGGUAUCCGCAAUUGAACCUCCUGGGCCUGAAGACGGUCAAGAUUACCCUGUCGUUUCUUUCACAGGUACAAGCUGGAGUUUACAUGCAAGCUGGGAUGCAAACGCAAAUUCGCAGAUCAGAGGUAGUACGGUUCGACAGACGCCAGAAGGUGAAAUUCGCUGGACGACAUUUUCCAUAUUCCACAGCGAAGAACGCUGGCGAAGCGAAGGCAUCCAAGUCGGCGGCAUCCGCUCAGGCAGAGGCGUACUCGGCAACUGGUUCGACAAGGACUUUGACCGUCAUGGGCCUGCUGGCCCUACUGCAUUCUGGAAAGUAUCUGACUAUAUCGAAGACAAAGAUGCGGAGGAGGGAGCACAUGAUGAUGCAUCCCUAGGAGAUGACGACUCGGAAGGUGAUACCGAGUAUAUGAGUGACUAG